Molecule: messenger RNA, 520 nt
Organism: Symbiodinium sp. CCMP2456
Lineage: Eukaryota; Dinophyceae; Suessiales; Symbiodiniaceae
Source: the annotation of a GenBank genome assembly
GAGCCCACAUCUGCAGACCGCUCGUGACAGAAGCUCCCCUUCGGCAGCUCCAAUGCGCAGACGUGUUUCAAGGAGCUCGUCGGAAGAGUCGGUGGAGCUGAAGAUUGUGGUCGGGCCCACGCGGAAGCUACCAGGGAGACUGGGUGUGAGCAGGCGGUUUCAGCAGAUGUCCCGGCGAGAUAUUAUUUCAAGGGCUAGCUGCUCAAGCACAGAGAACUGCAUCCGACUCAGUGACUACUUGCGGAUGAGGCCAAGAGCAGCAGCAGGAGGAGAGUUGCAGCCUGUGCCGGAGCUCUCCUUUGGGAGUGCAUUACACGUGGGGGAUGGCGUGAAUGCGUUGUGCUUGGUGUGCAGCUAUCACAAGCCCCCGCUCCGGACGUGUACUAAAGGGGCCUUCUGUGACUUCUGCCACCUGCAUGAUGGACGCCGGAACAGACGGCGACGCAAUUUGCGUGACGAGUCCGGCCGGAUGGUUUGGGCGGAUACCGAGGUGCAAAUCCUGGAGGGCAUCCGUCUCUGA